This is a messenger RNA of Vicia villosa (hairy vetch), 609 nucleotides long. RefSeq lists its product as uncharacterized. The transcript is spliced from 3 exons. NCBI's taxonomy places the organism in Eukaryota, Viridiplantae, Streptophyta, Magnoliopsida, Fabales, Fabaceae. The record is from RefSeq and is a predicted model, not a curated record. Bases 1 to 609 code for a protein of 202 amino acids.
AUGAACAAUAAUAACAUGUCUUCAACUCCAUUAUCAAUGCAAUACAACUACAAUGGUAAUAGUGGGUUUUCAAGUAUGGUGCCGCAACAAGUGAACCGUCAUGGUGUAAGUGCAACACAAAAUUCUAUUAUAGAUGAUUCUAACAUAUAUAAUCAACGCCAUGCACAUGCUAGUCCAAUAAAUUUUUUUGAUGAUACACAAUCACAUAAUAGCCCAUCUGUAUCUAUCAUUGAUGACAAUAUAUUUGAUGAUACAUUUGUUCAAAGCACCAUAAAUGUUCAACAAUAUAUAAGGCUUUUACCAGGAGGUCAGGGGAAUCAAUUUCUGGCUCCAUCUAUUGUUCAUGUGUGGUCUAAUAAUUUUGUACCACAGGGGGCACAACGACCUUCUAAUCCUUCAACAAGUAGUUACAACCUAAACCCUCCCCCAUCCCAUAUUGGACCAGGGUUUAGUACUGCUGUUAAAUCUGAUCAGUACAUGCAGUCUGGUAUAAUACCGGCUAGACCGAGGAAUCGCCGUCGCGGUAAUAACUGCAUUUUCACCUCAACUUCUCGUGUACUUAGGGAUCGGAGGAACAGGCCUAGGGAUGAGGUUUUUAGCUCUCUAUAG